Messenger RNA from Hypomesus transpacificus, 1268 nucleotides. RefSeq names its product epidermal growth factor receptor pathway substrate 15 (gene eps15). Bases 42 to 1259 code for a protein of 405 amino acids. Gene Ontology annotation, cellular component: cytoplasm; clathrin coat of coated pit; plasma membrane. Gene Ontology annotation, biological process: endosomal transport; endocytosis. The record is from RefSeq and is a predicted model, not a curated record. Gene Ontology annotation, molecular function: cadherin binding; calcium ion binding. NCBI's taxonomy places the organism in Eukaryota, Metazoa, Chordata, Actinopteri, Osmeriformes, Osmeridae. The transcript has 12 exons.
CCCAACGCAAAGCGGAAUGAGGCAGUGGGAAUAGCAACACUAUGGCUGCCAGUCUCUCUCUGACUCAGCUCUCCAGUGGAAAUCCUGUCUAUGACAAAUACUAUCGACAGGUGGACCCCUCAGGCAGUGGCCAGGUGGCAGCUGCAGAUGCUGCCUUGUUCCUCAAGAGGUCUGGCCUGGCCGACCUGGUCCUGGGCAAGAUCUGGGAUUUGGCAGAUUCUGAACGCAAGGGCUGUCUCAACAAACAGCAAUUCUUCAUUGCCUUGCGGUUGGUGGCCUGCGCUCAGAGCGGCCUGGAGGUGGCGCUAAAGAACUUCAACCAGAAGGGAGUUCCUCCACCGAAGUUUCAUGACCCCAGCAGCCCACUGCUUCCUGGAGGCGUGGUCACCGACAGCCCCUGGGUCGUUAAGGCAGAGGAGAAGCUGAAGUUCGAUGCCAUCUUUGACAGCUUGUCUCCAGCAGGGGGCAUGCUCUCAGGGGACAAGGUUAAACCUGUGCUGCUCAACUCCAAACUGCCAGUCGACGUACUGGGACGGGUUUGGGAACUCAGUGAUCUUGACAGAGAUGGAAUGCUCGACAGAGAUGAGUUUGCUGUGGCCAUGUAUCUGGUCUACAGAGCCCUAGAGGGGGAGUCCGUCCCCAUGUCCCUGCCCCCACCCCUCGUCCCCCCCUCCAAGAGGAAGAAACCCUCCGUGCCCCCCGUCGUGCCCCCCGGGGUGCCCCCCGUCAUGCCCCUUCUGCCCUCACCCCCCUCCGUCAAAGACCGCUCGUCCCACGCAGGGACCAAGACCCUCCCUGCGCCCCCCAAGCCUACUCCCUCCUCGGUGGGUACCAGCCUCACCCAGCCCCCCAAGGCUGCAGUCCCCACGUGGGUGGUGUCGCCUGCAGACAAGCUCAAGUACGACGAGGUGUUUGCCAAGACGGACGGGGACAUGGACGGGCUGGUAUCGGGGCCCGAGGUGCGAGACAUCUUCCUGAAGACGGGCCUCCCCUCCGCCACGCUCGCACGCAUCUGGGAGCUGUGUGACAUUGGGGACAUAGGGAAGCUGACCAGAGAGCAGUUUGCUCUGGCACUGCAUCUGAUCAACCAGAAGCUGGUGAAAGGCCUGGACCCUCCGCAGAGCCUGGGCCCAGAGAUGAUGCCCCCCUCAGACCGGCUGACUGCCAAGCAGAACAACUUACUCAACCUGGCUGCUGACUUCUCAGCUAUCAAGGAGCUGGAUUCUCUCAGCAACGAGAUCGUUGAGCUACAGCGGUGAGUAUGGGAG